This is a messenger RNA of Rhinolophus ferrumequinum (greater horseshoe bat), 1963 nucleotides long. RefSeq names its product phospholipid transfer protein (gene PLTP). Bases 279 to 1772 code for a protein of 497 amino acids. Gene Ontology annotation, molecular function: ceramide transfer activity; phosphatidic acid transfer activity; phosphatidylethanolamine transfer activity. The record is from RefSeq and is a predicted model, not a curated record. Lineage: Eukaryota; Metazoa; Chordata; Mammalia; Chiroptera; Rhinolophidae. Gene Ontology annotation, biological process: high-density lipoprotein particle remodeling; phospholipid transport; ceramide transport. The transcript is spliced from 16 exons.
GAGCGGGAAGAGGGGGGUCAGAAAGGCCCGGCUUUAUAAAGGCGGCUGGAACCGCGCUGCCCGCCAGACCCUGCCGCCGGGAUCUCCAGCUCUGCCCGCCGCCCCACGUGACCGCGCCGACCUCCCCACCCCACUUCCCACCUCCACCGCAUUCCCCGAAGAGCUAUCUUGAGGGUAACGAUCCAGGCCAGUGCCCUCUCCUGGUCGGACAUCGGAGGAGUGGGUUUUAGCGGCCGGGUGGCUGCCGCGACCCCACCCCACCCCCAAGCCCGCUCGCCAUGGCCCUCUUCGGGGCCCUCUUCCUAGCGCUGCUGGCAGGCGCUUUCGCCGAGAUCCCCGGCUGCAAGAUCCGCAUCACCUCCAAGGCGCUGGAGCUGGUGAAGCAGGAGGGGCUGCGCUUUCUGGAGCAAGAGUUGGAGACCAUCACUAUUCCGGACCUGCGGGGUAGAGAGGGCCAGUUCUUCUACAACAUCUCUGAGGUGAAGGUCACAGAGCUGCAGCUGACAUCCUCUGAGCUCCAUUUCCAGCCAAAGCAGGAGCUGGUACUACAAAUCACCAAUGCCUCUUUGGGGAUACGUUUCCAGAGACAGCUUCUCUACUGGUUCUUCUAUGAUGGGGGCUAUAUCAACGCCUCCGCUGAGGGUGUAUCCAUCCGCAUCGCUCUGCACCUCUCUCGAGAUUCCACAGGCCGGAUGAAAGUGUCCAAUGUCUCCUGCCAGGCCUCUGUCUCCAGAAUGCACGCAGCCUUUGGGGGAACCUUCAGGAGGGUGUAUGAAAUCCUCUCCACGUUCAUCACCUCGGGGAUGCGCUUCCUCCUCAACCAGCAGAUCUGCCCCGUGCUCUUCCACGCAGGGAUGGUGCUGCUCAACUCCCUCCUGGACACCGUGCCUGUACGCAGUUCUGUGGACAAUUACGUUGGCAUUGACUACUCCCUCCUAAAGGAUCCUGCCGUCUCUGCCAGCCAUCUGGACAUGGACUUCCGGGGGUCCUUCUUUCCUCUGGACCAGGGGAACUGGAGCCUGCUCAACCAGGCAGUGGAGCCCCAGCUGCUGGAGGAGGAGCGGAUGGUGUACGUGGCCUUCUCUGAGUUCUUCUUCGACACUGCCCUGGAGAGUUACUUCCAGGCAGGGGCCCUGCAGCUGUUGCUGGUGGGGGAUAAGGUGCCCCGUGAUCUGGACAUGCUGCUGAGGGCCUCCUACUUUGGGAGCAUUGUCCUGAGCCCAGCAGUGAUUGACUCCCCGCUGAAGUUGGAGCUGCGGGUCACGGCACCACCUCGCUGUACCAUCAAGCCGUCGGGCACCACCGUCUCCGUCACUGCCAGUGUCAUCAUCGCCCUGGCCCCACCCAACCAGCCCGAGGUCCAGCUGUCCACCAUGGUCAUGGACGCCCGACUCAGCGCCAAGAUGACGCUCCGGGGGAAGGCACUGCGCAUACAGCUGGACCUGCGCAAGUUCCGAAUCUACUCGAACCAGUCUACGCUGGAGUCCCUGGCACUGAUCCCGCUGCAGGCCCCUCUGAAGACCAUGCUGCAGAUUGGGGUGAUGCCCUUGCUCAAUGAGCGGACCCGGCGUGGGGUGCAGAUCCCACUCCCUGAGGGGAUAGACUUUGUGCACGAGGUGGUGACGAACCAUGCGGGCUUCAUCACCAUCGGGGCGGACCUCCACUUUGCCAAAGGGCUUCGAGAGGUGAUUGAGAAGAACCGGCCUGCCGUUCCCACAGACCCUGCGGCAUCCAGUACCCCACCACCCUCCACGGCAGCGGCAGCUGUCUGAGCAGUCAACCCCUACCCCCUGACAGCUGCAUUCAGGACUCCACUGUCUCAUCCCCUCCCUCACUCUGUCACAGCCUAUAUAUUGUCCUUUCUAAUCCCCAGUGCCACAGAGAAGACGGGGUUUUAAGCUGUACCCAAUUUAAUUCCAUAAUCACAGUCAAUCCAGCAAUUACAGUCCGUCCAACCUCCCAG